This is a messenger RNA of Cynocephalus volans (Philippine flying lemur), 2596 nucleotides long. It is a transcript of the gene BHMT, whose product is annotated as betaine--homocysteine S-methyltransferase. The coding region runs from base 145 to 1365 and encodes 406 amino acids. Gene Ontology annotation, biological process: L-methionine salvage. Gene Ontology annotation, molecular function: zinc ion binding; betaine-homocysteine S-methyltransferase activity. The transcript has 8 exons. The record is from RefSeq and is a predicted model, not a curated record. NCBI's taxonomy places the organism in Eukaryota, Metazoa, Chordata, Mammalia, Dermoptera, Cynocephalidae. Gene Ontology annotation, cellular component: cytosol.
UUGGCUGGGGAAACGCACCCCGCUCCCUGCGGCGGGUAUAAAGAGGCUGACUGCGGCCGCCGGACAGCUCCGAGAUUCGCAGGCGGCAAAAGCUCGCUUCGUUAGUCCCCAUCCGUGCCGAGUACCCGUCCAGACACCACGAAGAUGGCACCCAUUGGGGGCACCAAGGCCAAGAAGGGCAUCCUAGAACGUUUAAACGCUGGCGAGGUUGUGAUUGGAGAUGGAGGGUUUGUCUUUGCACUGGAGAAGAGGGGCUAUGUAAAGGCAGGCCCCUGGACCCCCGAAGCGGCUGUGGAGCACCCAGAGGCAGUUCGCCAGCUUCAUCGAGAAUUCCUCAGAGCUGGAUCAAAUGUCAUGCAGACCUUCACCUUCUAUGCAAGUGAGGACAAGCUGGAGAACAGGGGAAACUAUGUUGCAGAGAAGAUAUCUGGGCAGAAAGUCAAUGAAGCUGCUUGUGACAUUGCCCGGCAAGUGGCUAAUGAGGGAGAUGCUUUGGUAGCAGGAGGCGUGAGUCAGACACCUUCAUAUCUUAGCUGCAAGAGUGAAGUUGAAGUUAAAAGAAUAUUCCAGCAACAAUUAGAGGUCUUUAUGAAGAAGAAUGUGGACUUCUUGAUUGCAGAGUAUUUUGAACAUGUUGAAGAAGCUGUGUGGGCAGUUGAAACCUUGAAAGCAUCUGGCAAGCCAGUGGCGGCAACCAUGUGCAUUGGCCCAGAAGGAGAUUUGCACGGUGUGACCCCUGGCGAGUGUGCAGUGCGCCUGGUGAAAGCAGGAGCUUCCAUCGUUGGUGUGAACUGCCACUUUGACCCCACGAUUAGUUUACAAACAGUGAAGCUCAUGAAAGAGGGCUUGGAGGCUGCCCGAUUGAAAGCCCACCUGAUGAGCCAGCCCUUGGCCUUCCACACCCCAGACUGCAACAAACAGGGAUUUAUCGAUCUCCCAGAAUUCCCUUUUGGACUGGAGCCCAGAGUUACCACCAGAUGGGAUAUUCACAAGUAUGCCCGAGAGGCCUAUAAUCUGGGGGUCAGGUACAUUGGCGGGUGCUGUGGAUUUGAGCCCUAUCACAUCAGAGCCAUUGCAGAAGAGCUGGCCCCAGAAAGAGGCUUUUUGCCAGCAGCUUCAGAAAAACAUGGCAGCUGGGGAAGUGGGUUGGACAUGCACACCAAACCUUGGAUUAGAGCAAGGGCUAGGAAGGAAUAUUGGGAGAAUCUUCAGAUAGCCUCAGGCAGGCCAUACAACCCUUCAUUAUCAAAGCCAGAUGCCUGGGGAGUGACCAAAGGAACAGCUGAGCUGAUGCAGCAGAAAGAAGCCACAUCUGAGCAGCAGCUGAAAGAGCUCUUUGACAGACAGAAAUUCAAAUCUGUUUAGUAGCCUCAGUGGAACCUGUUUUGGGUAUAUUCCUGUAUGUUUGGGUCACAGUUCCUAUAAAUAAGGAAUGGAUGGUUAAAAAGCAAUGUUUGUAUUAAUGUCAACUUGUACAUAUAAUUAGUAUUAGUGGAUCAAAAUAGAAUUACAAAUAGCACUUGACAAUGUUGAAAGUAUGCUUUAGAAGUUUAGUUAGAAGCUAAAUAAAUAGGAAAUAAAUCUUAAACAGGCUUACUAAGCACCCACCAUGAGUAAGGUAUUAUGGAAAGCUGUCUCAUAGGCAGAGUAAUUCAGAUGUUAAUCCCACUUCAAGAAGUUGGUAGGCUACCAGGGAGGAUGGGACAUGAACUGUCAUAAAUGACUCAGCAACCAGCCAGGAAUAGAUAAAGUGCUAUGGAAAGUGGCUUCUAAGCUCUUUUGAACAUGACCCUUAGUAAGAAACUCAAUUUAUAUAGUGACCCAGGAAAACAUAUGAUAUAUAACCAUUGAAAUAAGGUGUGUGAUCCAUUCUGGUAUUUUCUAUUCUAUUCCUGUCAUAUUUUAUUAAUAAAAUAUUCUGGUUGAAACCCUUCAAACUGAUUUUUAUGACCCAUUAGUGGGUUUUGACCCACAGUUUGAAAAACAUUUCCAUGGGACACUUCAGAUAUGGGGACUCUCCUAUUUAAGUUUAUUCUUACAAGAAGGUCAGUCAUAUGGGGCCUGCUCAACAAGUAUUCAAAGCUCAGAGUCCUGCUUUCAGAUUUCUUCUAUUUCCUGACCCACUUCUACUGCUAACAGAUGGACCAACCAGUGGGUAGAAGGGAGGAGACAUUACUGUUUUGGCCCCUCCAUCCUGCUCGACACUGGAUCCACCUAAUGAUUCCAGUUGGUAAGGCUGAGGAGCAGUGAGCUUGAGUUAGUUUGGUAGCUUAAAGUAUAAUAAGAAAAAAGAGAUUGUCAAACUCUAGCCAGAUUUCCUAGAUUGAACUAUGAUAUUUCUACCUGGUGAUUUAAUAUCUACUCUCCUAUGAGAGAUCAAGCCUGAAGAUGCAAGACUAUUAGAAUAAGAAUGGCGGGGCUGGCCAGUUAGGUAAAUUCAUUAGAGUACAAUGUUGUAACACCAAGGUCAAGGGAUCGGAUCCUGAUACCGACCAGCCACCCCCCGAAAAAAAAAAAAUAGAAUAAACAUGGCUACCCUUCAUGUAUUACAAAAUAAUUCAUGCUGAGCGCGUUGGUGGUAUAGUGGUGAGCAUAG